UUGGCUUGCUUGGCUGUCUCAGGGUGCAGGAGACGCUGGGAGGAAUGACAGAGAGAGAGAGAGACAGAAAGAGACAGAGAUAUACUGCUGGACUUCCUGACUGCACACACACAGGUCAUGUUACAAUUUUAUAGCACCUAAAAAUAUAUUAAGUAUUUAUUUAUUACUCCGGUAUAGAAAACCAUUUUAGAACCAUGGAUGACACGGAUUAUGGACGCUUUGUGGAUUGGGAUCAGAUGGAGACUACUACGCAAGAGCCAAGUCCCAAAGUAUUAAACUGCACUGAUUUCCAGGAGCUUAAACAACUGGCCCGUCAGGGAUAUUGGGCCAAGAGUCAUUCACUGCGAUCCAAGGUCUACCACAAGCUGAUAAAGGAAAUCCCUUGUCGAACUGUAACGCCAGAUGCGAGCGUGUACCGUGACAUUGUGGGUAAGAUUGUCGGCAAGCGCAGCUCAAUAUCCCUCCCUCUACCAGAAUUUGUAGAUGAACGCCAGAUUCCUACUUACUGUCUUAACACAGAAGGGAUCAGAGCAGUUCGGAAAAUCCUCCUUUGUAUCUCAAACCAGUUCCCGGAUAUAUCUUUCUGUCCAGCACUACCGUCUUUGGUUUCUUUGCUUCUACAUUACAGCCAAGAUGAGGCAGAAUGCUUUGAAAGUGUCUCUCGAAUACUGGCUUGUAAUGACCCCAACAGGAGACUUGUUGACCAAACUUUCCUAGCAUUCGAAUCUUCUUGUAUGACCUUCGGAGACCUUGCAGGCAAAUAUUGCCAAGGUCCUCAUAAGCUGAUGGUGGCUGUGUCUGAAGACGUCUUAGAGGUGUACUCUGAUUGGCAGAGAUGGCUCUUUGGAGAACUUCCUUUCACCUAUGUUACACGUGUGUUUGAUGUGUUUAUGGUCGAGGGCUACAAAGUAUUGUUUAGAGUAGCCCUGGCUAUUCUUAAAUUCUUCCACAAGGUAAAGGCUGGCCUACCGAUGGAGUCUAGCAACGUAAAAAGAGACCUCCAAAUGUUUGUAAAAGAUAUUGCCAACUCUGUUUCUCCAGAAAAGCUUUUGGAGAAGGCAUUUGCGAUCAGGUUGUUCUCCCGUAAGGAGAUUCAGCUAUUACAGAUGGCCAACGAGAAAGCCCUGCAGCAGAAAGGGAUAACCGUCAAACAGAAAAGAGUAAAAUCACCUGUCCGGCAGAAUGUUCACCUUGCUGUCCACGCUGAAAACUUCAAAUCCGAGAUCGUGAGCGUAAAAGAAAUGCGUGACAUAUGGUCUUGGAUCCCUGAGAGGUUUGCCCUGAGUCAACCCCUCCUGCUUUUCACCAACUCGGAGCAUGGCAACAGCCUCAGCAGGUUUUACUUGCAUUGUGAAGGACAUGAACCUACGCUGCUGCUGAUUAAAACCAGCAACAAGGAGGUGUGUGGUGCGUUCCUCUCCACGGACUGGGCAGAGCGGAGAAGGAGCGGGAAUAAACUCAGUUUCUUUGGGACUGGGGAGUGCUUUGUGUUUCGGCUGCAGCCCGAGGUGGAAAGAUACGAGUGGGUGAUAAUUAAACAUCCUGAGCUCGGCAUGGCAAGUUCCUCGUUGGCUAACAAAGAUGCAAACUCCACAGAAGAGACGGGCAAUGGGACCGAUCCUGCUGACCGCCUUUCCCCUUUCCUCGCUACACGGCAUUUUAACCUGCCCUCCAAAACGGCCUCCAUGUUUAUGGCGGGUAGUACAGAGUGCAUCAUUAUAGGUGGUGGUGAUGGGCAGGCAUUAUACUUGGACUCUGAUCUGAACUAUGGAAGAACCAGCCAUUGUAACACAUUCAACAACCAACCACUGUGCUCUGAAACCUUCCAGAUAUCCACCAUCGAAGUCUGGGCCUUUAAGGACAAUCUGAAUGAAGACCGCUAAUGACAUUGACCGCUAAUGACAUUCCUUCACCUAAACUGCCAUCCAUGUGGCAUUUUGAGUAGACCUAUGCUAGAAAAGCAAGUCUGCUACUGAUUGGUGCUUCCUGGAAAGCGUUUAUCCACUUUUCGUACAAGUAUGUUUUCUCCAUAGGAAGGGGAGGAAGUACUAGAUAACCAACAAUUAAUUUAACCUGAGAGAUUUGAUCAUGUAUAUAUCUGUGUGCUGUCCUACGGAUCUUUCCAAGAUUUGCCCAGAAAAGAACCACAUGUACACUUUACAUGAAGGCAUACACCAAUACGCACUUUCACUUGGCUCAUGAAACAUUGACGUGGGCCUAAAUCAAAACACGUUGCUAUAUACGUUUGAUUAUGUAAGCAACUUCUACUCUGACCAAUAUGCAACAGUCUUAAAACCUCAAUGACUUUCUGUGACUCACUGAGAUUGUGUCAUGUGCUCUGUCUAUUCGGAGGUUCUGUCCUGGCCUCCAGCAAGUUGACCUGUUUGUGUUUUUGUAUUUGUUGUGGGAUUUCUUUGUAAUUGUUUUUGGGUUUCGACUUUUAUUUUUUUAUUUUUUUUCACAGUGAAAAUUUUCAUGGAGCCAUGUGUCUUCAUAACUGUGUUCAUUAUCCUUAACCCCUUAAGGACCAAACUUCUGGAGUAAAAGGGAAUCAUGACAUGUCACACAUGUCAUGUGUCCUUAAGGGGUUAAAAGAAAAUAAGUGUGUGCUUUACAACAGAAAGCACAACUGAAACAUUGUCUUAGUCCCCAAGAAAUGUGGCCACUGGUGUUCGUAUGUGUAAGUUGAUUAUUUAAACUUUGUCCAGAGUCGAUUGCAUAUCAGACAAAUAUUUUCUGGAAUAAAAGUAAAUCUCAUCCUC
Molecule: messenger RNA, 2762 nt
Organism: Pelobates fuscus (common spadefoot toad)
Lineage: Eukaryota; Metazoa; Chordata; Amphibia; Anura; Pelobatidae
Gene: TBC1D24
Product: TBC1 domain family member 24
Exons: 8
Coding region: 195-1883 (562 amino acids)
Biological process (GO): response to oxidative stress
Cellular component (GO): nucleus
Source: RefSeq, a predicted model, not a curated record